AUGUUGCUCGUCUUGCCAGCGAUGGUUUUGCAACUCUGUCAAGCCAUUAUGGUGGCCUCUGUCAGCGUGGACCGUCUGGACGAGCAUCUCAUGGCGACGGCACUUAUCCAGACGAAUGUCAUUGGUCCAAGAGCCGCGAAACCUUCUGUGACUUCAACAGAGACAAAUGGACGGCCUGAGACCAAAGGAGACGCGACUGCGGCUGUGGCGAACCAAACGGCCAAGGAAAACAGAGAGAGCAAUGCGAGCACAGAGUCCAAGAGACCACGAAUAGUGGCCGACUCUAACAGCUCAGCUCAGAGUGCGAAAGCAAGCAAGGGCAGCAACAGCACGCAAGAAACUGCCAAGUCUGAGCAACUCCCGGCAGCCAGCAAAGGAGCCGGGUCGAAGCAUGCAGGGGCCGAGGCCUCCGAAGAGGCUUCGGUCGCGAAAGAAGGUCCAUCCAUAGCGAAGGUGGACAGCAGUUCCGAGAAGGCGGAGGCGGCUCAGGAGCAGCAAGCAGAAGCUGAAAAAAAGGAGGCAGAAUCCACUGUUCUCGGAUGGACGCCAGACGACAAUGCCACCGCUGCCGUCAACUACGCCUCAUCCUACGACUUGCAGAGCUCCAGGGGAAGUGUUCUCCUCUGGACGAUGGCCGCGACCUACGGCGCCCUGACGGUGCUGGCGCUCUUGCUCUUCAUGAUCUGUGCUGACAGGCAGAAAUAUGCGGCGCAGCUUCAGGCGGAGAAGGCCAUGGCUGCGAGAAGCGCCAGGCCAAUGUUGUGA
Messenger RNA from Symbiodinium sp. CCMP2456, 765 nucleotides. NCBI's taxonomy places the organism in Eukaryota, Dinophyceae, Suessiales, Symbiodiniaceae. The record is from the annotation of a GenBank genome assembly.